Messenger RNA from Closterium sp. Naga37s-1, 227 nucleotides. NCBI's taxonomy places the organism in Eukaryota, Viridiplantae, Streptophyta, Zygnematophyceae, Desmidiales, Closteriaceae. The record is from the annotation of a GenBank genome assembly.
GUAUCCCUUGCAGUCCAUUGGGGACCACGCAUGGCAUUUCACGCCAUCGCACGGCACUGCCGAGCAUUGCUGCAACACCCCCCUUCACUUUCACUUCCCCGUUCUCCUCCUCUUGCACCCCUCUCCCCCCUCCCUUUGAUGUUUCCUCCCUCUCACAUCCCUUGCAGAUCCUUUAUGCAAUUCUCUGCUUCACUGCCUGUUUAUUCCUUCAAGGCGUGUAUAAAUGA